AUUAUGGUAUUACAUUAUCAAAAUAGUGAAUGUUAAUAAUAUUUCCAGUACAUUUGAAAGAUGAUUAGAGUGGCGGCCUUCACACAACAGCAACAACUGACUUUCUGGUUUCUUGUGAAGUUUUUUUUUUUUUUUUUGCUUCAAGAGCAGCUGGGUUGCAGUAAACUAAAUGCUUCUGCAACCCAUAUGAAUAAGAGCAACAUGUCAACUUUACAGCAGGCUAACGUUUCAUCUCCUAAUCAUGGGAUGUGGUCAUCAGUAUUUGUAAAUGAUGUCAGUUGUGUCAGUCACUCAACACUAUUUAUAAGUCAACUAGUUUCAGUGGCACUGUCAACCAUUACAUACCUGCGGAACCUUUUUCCAGAGACUGCUUAUACUGACAAAGUUAUUGAUGGUUUAAACCUGAAGCUCCUGAUGUCUAACAAUCAACACAUAGGACCGAACACUUUUGUGGAGAAUAUAGUGGCAUGCUUUGAGGCACUAGAGAAGCAGUAUCUGAGAGAAAUGAAGUUACUAAUAUACGAGCAUGACCCAGAUUUUCCACUGGAGGUGUACACAUUCAAAUUCAACUAUCAAGAUGGCUCAGCAUCUGUUUCAAAUUUAAAAUUGUGCAAUAAAAAAAGGAAAAGUACAUUAACAAUUCAGAUGCCAGUAAAGAAGAUGCUGCGGUCAAUUAUUAUGGCAGUUCAGUCAUUUGAUGACCUCCCAGAUAGUGUAAUUUUUGGGUUCAAGUUAUUUUACUAUGAUGAUGUGACUCCAUCAGACUAUGAACCUGUUGGUUUCUUGCCCGUUGUAACCCUUCAAGCCAAGUUUCCUUCCAAUGCUGUUAACAUAAUAUCUGGUAAUGUGCAAACAUUAUAUCACAAAAUGCAGCUUAAAGUUACUACUACAUACAUUAGCAGUUAUGCUACUGAAAUUCCUGAUGUUCAGCCUAACACCCAGUGCAUGCUGUCAUCGAAUUCUUCAAAUGACAAUGACAAACAACAAAACUCUUCUUGGACUCCUUCCUAUGAACCUGAAAUACACUACUCAGAAAGAGCAUCAAGAAUGAGGAAGAAGAAGCACAUUUUAGAUUUUCCAUUUGAUGUUAGAGGAGAAAACACACAGAGUGAUCAAAAUUUAGUCAGGCAGUUCAACACAUCUAAAACAUGCUCUCUUCACUCCUUAUUUGGAAGAGAGGAUGUGAUUCGAUGCCCUUGUGGUGUGUGCCGUGAGGAUGGACCCAUGAUUAAAUGUACUCUUUGUGAUUUUCGUCAACAUGCAGUGUGUUUUAGAUUGUUGGAAGUAAACUACCUACAGUCUAAUCAUGUCUGUGAAUUAUGUGCUAAUGUAACUCAUCCCUGUACGGAUUACUCCCUUGUCAACACAGAUCUCUGCAGGACUACCACACUGCUGCUUCUGUGGCAGAAUUACUGCAUGUCACAUUCAACAUGGGAAAGAGACUUAUGGUGCGUUUACAGUCUGAAGGAGUCUUGGCUUGUAAACCGUGUAAUGAGUAAGUAUUUAAAAAAAAAAAAAAAAAGUUUGUACAAGAUUGUUACAUUUCUGAAAAGCCUGAAGUUAUACAGAUAAUUAUGGGUAGAUUUAUUUUGGUACUAGACCUGCUUAAAACUAAUAACAUACCUACAUAAUUGAAACAGUUUUUAGUAUGAAUUCAGUACAAUUUCUGGGUUAUAAAAAUAUUUAUGUUUGAAAAGUUACAGUAAUAUGUGACAAUUCUGUAUAAAAAGAUGGCCAAUGCCAAUAUUAUAAAGGGU
This is a messenger RNA of Cherax quadricarinatus, 1757 nucleotides long. The record is from RefSeq and is a predicted model, not a curated record. Lineage: Eukaryota; Metazoa; Arthropoda; Malacostraca; Decapoda; Parastacidae.